AUGGCUCGGAACGCUCCGCCGAUGCUGACGUCUCCCGACGUCCUUACUUCUGCAUGCUUUUCCCCUUCUCGGUGCCCCGAAGGAUCCGGACUCCCGACAGCCGGCGAGCUCCCCUCUGGAAAAGCAGGCGAUUCCACGUGCACGGGGUCCCCGGCGCUGUCUCCCACUCCGUUGACGUCGCCCGGAGCGUCCAGUUGUGCGUCUGCCGUGUCGGUCUUAUCGUCUCCGAUGUCGGCUGCCUCCGACGUUUCAGUGCAACCUCGGGAUCUCUUUUCCACUCCCCACGGGUCACCGGCGUCCUGGCCGCUGUACUCAACUCCCGAGCCCGGGUUGCCUCCACUCGCGCCUGACGUAGCCACUGCCUCUCGCGCGGGGACUGCCGGAGACCCGGUCCAACAAGCGAGUUCGGGGGGAGCAGGAACGUCUGACACUGCGGGACGCUCUGUUUCGACUGAACAAAUUGGCAAUGGCGGCGCGUGUACCGAACAGGAGGCGAGCCGUUCACCGCAUGUGACCGCUCCCUCUCCACCGUCACUGCAGAACGCAGCAAAGGAGGUGGGUGCACAUCGUCGAAGGGGAAAGGAGACCGCACGCUCCGAGAAGAGCGAAGGGGCGUACCACCCCUCAGAGGAAUCUCAGGGCGUCUCCGUGAUCCCCCGCCCUGCCCAUAUCCUGCGAAUCUCGUGUAGCGACAGCAGCCGGUCGACGACAAGUGAAGCAGGCGCGGAAUUGUUCUCGAGCCCAUGGGAAGGGUGCACGCCCGGCGCUGUCACCCCUUCUAGCGGGGCGAGCAAUGGAAAGGCUCUUUCAGCGGAGGUGUCUCCUGAGCAGUCAGAGGGCGAGGUCAGCCUGGACACAACUGACAACUCAGGAGAGAACACAGUUUCCACGAGUCAGACGAUCCUAAGCAGCCGCUGCGCCAGCAGAAAGAGCAGCUUGGAGCGGGGCGAAACCGUAGGCGACGUCUCCGACAGAGCAGCGUUGCUUCCAGGCCGGUCAGCCGAGGGGACGGAGCGGUCGAGUAGCCUGCGCAAGAGGGAGCGGCUGGAGGGCAGAGCUUCAGAACCCACGCACUCAGGGAUCAGCCGAGACGGCGAGUGUUUGCUGCUUCCAUUUUCUCUUGAGCACCCCGUGGGGAUCAAGGACGCGUGCGCGCCGAGGCUAGACCCGUUCGCGAAGGGCGUAAACUCCCCGAGCGGAACUCGUGCGGGCUCAGCCUCUGAUUUGCUGCGGUCCUUGUCAUCUGGACUUGCGGAUUCUCUGGAUCGGCCAACGGAAGAUGGACAAGGCGGCGAGGAAGAGCGGAUGUCCUUCGAGCGCUUGGAAAGCUUCUGCGAUGCUGUGCGCACCCCGUCAGUCCUCCGGAGGUCCGGCGCUAGCUUGUCGACGGACAGCAGCGACGCUUCUGCGCCUGCACUGGUCGCAUGCUCCGGCGGAGCGCUGGGAGAGCUGACCCCGCGGAAAUGCUGUGGAAGAGGAAGUUCUGGCUGGGACGGGACAGCCUGUGGUUGGCGUCGAAGCUCAGUGAGCGAGGGGCGAGAGGCCGAGGCGGCUGCAGCCGUGGGAGGCGUUUCGCAGUGGCGGCGCGCGAGUGCGUCGCAGGAAAGUCAAGCGCUGCAUUCCACUGUGGCAGCCGGAGACCAGUGUAGAAUCAGGGAUGAGCGUGGGGCCCCAGAAUGCAACGCUUCGCUCAACGAGAACGCGGUCUGCACAAACGUGGGGAGCCGGCGGGGCGACUCGCCACCCGUGGGAUGCGAGAAAGUAAACGCAGUUGUUUCCUUGCCGUGUGGCCAGGCAGUGGAAGAGACGGAGUCAUUUGCGGGGACUGCGAAGCGACGACCUGAACUCCCGGCCGGCGCCGUUCGUGAGAAGCUCGGUAAAGAGUCAUCGUUGUUUUGUUGUGCUUGCUGUGGGGGCCGACUGCUCUGCUCCCAAUGCAGCGGAACGAGAGACGUUCACGGGGUGGAGACGGUGGGAUACGAAACUUCAAACUCCAGCGCCCAACGGUUGCCCGGCAAGUUUGUCGAGAGAUGUGGUGGCGCAGAUGCGCCUGGGGACUCGGGCGGCGGCGUCACUGGCUGCGCUCCGUGUCGGGUCUGCGCUGAAAGCAUCUACUGCGGGUUUUGCGUAUAUCGGAUGCAGGCGGCAGUAUCCGUGUCGUGCGCUCCCCCAUCGGAAAGGCUGCCCGACAGAGGUUCAGCGGAGGGCCAGGCGGAUGCUCUACGGCGCCAGUUCAACGGCGUCGAUGCACUGGAUAGCCUCGGCGGUUCCGUCCGAGACCCAGAUGUGGGCACAUCGUCUCUGUGCACGAACUGCCUCAGUCCGGGGUGCCGACAAACGUUCCCUUGCGUGCCGCAUCCGUUUGGGGAGUCGGGUGCUCUCCAGGAUGCGCCGGCGUGGUUCAGCGGGGGGUCGAGUCAGGCGGAGACGAAGCCAGACGACAUUGAAAUGCUCGGAGGUUCUCGGGCUCUGUUCGUCGCGGACUCCCUCACGAACGGCUUGGGAUUGUUUGCCCAUUGCACCCCCGCAGGUUCAGACAUGCGUGGGGAGUCCUCGGGGCAAGCAGCGCAGCCGGUCGCUCGGCAUCUUCCGUGUCAGCGACAAGCUGCUUCGUGUCGGUUCCCUCCAUUCUCUCAGGGAAAGCCGCUAGGUUUCGAAGGGGUCGAUGAAGGCGCGGGCGCGACGGAGUGCGGUGCCCUGAUUGGACUCGAUGGCGUAGUCGGGAGAUCCGGCAGUCUGGGACUAGUGCCUCUUCAGGGAGACGUCUUCAGUCCGCAACGAGCUCAGGGAGUGGGAUGGGAGCAGAUGGCGAGUCACCGGCACUCGUGGCCUUCGUGUGCACCCGGGUUUCUCGGGUCAGCCGGUAUCCGCCCGGAAAGGAUCAAGACAGACGCGGGACGCAAGGCAAAUUCGGAUGCUUGGAAACAGGAAGUUCUUGUUCCGGCUCUUGGAGCAUGGCCAAGCGAUUCACACGCGCUCUGCUCGGCAACGCACACGACGUACCGGGGACCGUGGGACUUGUCUCGGUCGUGCGCUGCGGAUGCGGCCUUGCAUAUGCCUGCGAUGAAAACGGAUUCUCAUAUGGUGGAGGGCGCCGGGUUGAAUCGAACGCACGGUUCUGAAGGUCUUGCAGUGAGGCCAGCCGAACGCGGUGCGCUGCGCAGCGAUGCAGCAGGCAAAACUUUUAGCGGGCACUGUAUGUCUUGGGGAGUUCGCGAGAAUCUCGGGGUGAACGCCCUCGUGGCAAGGGAGGGUGGGGGCUGCCCAGAGGACUUGAGAGAGGGGACAGCGCAGGUAAACUCGCGUGUCAAUUCACCUGGAUUCGUAGGCAGGUGCACAGUUCGAGGACCCGGCGGAAACGGUGAACUUCGUCCGUUGCCAGUUCUUCCGAACGAGGUCUUCAGAACGUCGGCAAACGGGGCGGAAGGGGACCGCCGUUUCUCGAGUGAGUACACACGCCUGAUAGAGCGGAUGCAGGACGGGAACUGCGCAGGAACAAUGCCUCACUCUGCCGUGCCGUCGGGAUUGCUCCACGGGAGACCCGCCAGGUUAGAGGUACACCCGAUCGGCCUACCGAGACGCUCAGCCGAGUCGGCUGCCUCGACAGCCAAUGGGCCCCAUCAAAUAGGGUGUACAACUGCAACCCACGGCAGCUCGGGUGCGCGUGCCUGCGGGUACCAGUUACCGCAAACGGUGCCUGCCGUUCCGCUUCCGCCGCUGAGGGCUCGGAUAAGCGCAGAAGCCGUGAGCCCCGCACCAACCGUCCACAACUGUGAACGAGAGUUCCGACAGAUCGACCACCGUCGCGAAGCAGGCUGCAAGCGAGAGCGAUCGUGGGUCAGUGUGCAGGAGACGGAGAUCUCAUGCAGUCGCUGUCCUUUUAUCGGAACCCAGCUGAACAGUUCCGCGGGACACGGGAAUGUCCACGACGAAAAGGAAGUGCCGAACUACCAGGCGUUCCCACGUCGACAGCAAGAUCAAUCGGCACAGCAACAACUUGCAGCCGCGGCGAAUCCGGCAAAGAAUUGCUUGACAAAACGUCGGCGCAUGGACCGGUCCACGACAGGACGCAAAGACGGCCGCGGUGACGCCGGCGCUUGGGGUGCACAGACUGGAAGGAGCGGUGCCGCUCGUGUCGGUUCGGCAAAGUACGUCACGGGGCGAGGCGCUUCGUCCGCGCAGGCUUCUCGUUCCAACGCUGACACGGCAGUGACGCGAGAAGCGGAGCAGACUGGUCCAGAAGCGGCAACUGACACGGAUGGCAGCAAACCGGGUGUUUCCGCGAGCAGGAACCAGUUGCUGGAGGCCGAGGAAGGGAGAAAACUGGAGGCUGCGACGCUGCGGUCUCGAAAGCGAUGUAGCAGGAAACCGUUUUCAGGGGAAGCACUUACUCAGCAAAUGUGGAACUGCGCACCAGACAGCGCACGUGCCAAGGGGGAGGGCACUACCGCGACGAGCGCCGGCAGCAGCCAUGCUACGGACUACAGAACGGAGAAGUCAGGCGGAUUUUCUGGAGACAGUGCAGACCGGUUUGGUAGUCCUGCGAGGUCGCUUGAAUCAGAUUUGCUAGAGGUGAUUAGCAGUCGCCGCAAACCCGUUUCUGCGCGCGCCUCGCCAAGGCCAAGCACAGUUGCAACCGUGUCUCCGGGAGUGAAGACCUCGAAGCGAAGACGCGGAGAGAAGUGCUCCACGAGUGAGGAAUUGGAUUCAAGCCAAGAAGAGACAACUGGAUCAGGGUCGUCGGGGUCAGUCGAGGCCGUGGACGAGGUCGCACAGGGAGAGACCACUGAAGGCCAGAGAGGAUCUGCAGAAAGAGAGCAAGGCGCGAGCGGGGAUCAGGGUGGCUGUUCUGGGACUGCGCCUUUGGAAGAGAGCGUCAAGACGGAGGCUGCAGCUGAACAGGAGUCGUCCAGUCCUCCCGGUCGAGGAAGUAACGGGCGCUUCUGGCGCGCAGGCGGGGACGGCCGGGUGCUUUACGAUCAGUCAGGUCAGAAGAUAUCAGGCAUCUGGUUUGAUAGCGGUCGACGCCUGUGGCGAGUCGUGUUCACACAGGGAGAACGGCGAAGGACGAAGGGUUUUAGUCUGCGCCAGUACGGCUUCGAGGAGGCGAGGAACAUGGCUGUGCAGUGCAAACUUGAGAUGGAGGCUCGGAAGGGAGAAAAGGCCACCAACAGUCCUGUCUCGCCUGCCAAGUAG
Messenger RNA from Neospora caninum, 5196 nucleotides. RefSeq lists its product as uncharacterized. Gene Ontology annotation, biological process: regulation of DNA-templated transcription. NCBI's taxonomy places the organism in Eukaryota, Apicomplexa, Conoidasida, Eucoccidiorida, Sarcocystidae. The coding region runs from base 1 to 5196 and encodes 1731 amino acids. The transcript is spliced from 2 exons. Gene Ontology annotation, molecular function: DNA-binding transcription factor activity. The record is from RefSeq and is a predicted model, not a curated record.